Alosa sapidissima (American shad) is the source of this 4832-nucleotide messenger RNA. RefSeq names its product ATPase Na+/K+ transporting subunit alpha 3a (gene atp1a3a). NCBI's taxonomy places the organism in Eukaryota, Metazoa, Chordata, Actinopteri, Clupeiformes, Clupeidae. Bases 362 to 3439 code for a protein of 1025 amino acids. Gene Ontology annotation, biological process: proton transmembrane transport; intracellular sodium ion homeostasis; intracellular potassium ion homeostasis. Gene Ontology annotation, cellular component: membrane. Gene Ontology annotation, molecular function: ATP binding; P-type sodium:potassium-exchanging transporter activity; ATP hydrolysis activity. The transcript is spliced from 21 exons. The record is from RefSeq and is a predicted model, not a curated record.
UCCGAGCACCGCCCGAGACGGCCACAUCACUACGCGGUGUGCAAUUUCAACACCUUAUCACAAAACAGCUCAUGUGCUUUUAAAGCGCAUGCAGCUCCCCAAAAGUGGCAAUCGAUAAAUUAUUGUUUCUACAUGAAGCCCCUUGUCCACACACGCUCUUCAUGAUAUCGUAGACGUUUUUACAUUUAAUUUAUUAUUUUCUAUAAUUGAGCCAGUUGACUGCCGCUCGUGAUUGCAGCGGUCCUUUUUCUCCAAUCGGACGCGAGCUUAAGCACUUCCCCUCUCAUCACCACAACUGCUCUGGUUGAAGUCAGCCACAACCCGUUUGAUCAGUUGAAGAGACCCGACUGACUGCGUCGCUAUGGGGUACGGACGGUCGGACAGCUACCGCGUGGCUACCACGCAGGACAACAAGGAUGUCAAGGAGUCGCCCAAGAAAGGGGCCAAGGGAGGGAAAGACUUAGAUGAACUGAAGAAGGAAGUACCACUGACGGAACAUAAGAUGUCUAUAGAGGAAGUUUGCCAGAAAUUCAGCACUGACAUUGUGCAGGGUCUGACCAACGCCAAGGCUGCAGAGUACCUGGCCCGCGACGGGCCCAAUGCCCUGACCCCUCCGCCCACCACCCCAGAAUGGGUGAAGUUCUGCCGGCAGCUGUUCGGCGGCUUCUCCGUCCUGCUGUGGAUCGGAGCCAUCCUCUGCUUCCUGGCCUACGCCAUCCAGGCCGCCACCGAGGAUGAGCCCGCAGGGGACAAUUUGUAUUUGGGUAUCGUGCUCUCCGCUGUGGUGAUCAUCACUGGCUGCUUCUCCUACUUCCAGGAGGCCAAGAGCUCUAAGAUCAUGGAAUCCUUCAAGAACAUGGUGCCCCAGCAAGCCCUGGUGAUCCGUGAGGGGGAGAAACUGCAGAUCAACGCUGAGGAGGUGGUGGCUGGAGACCUAGUGGAGGUCAAGGGCGGAGACAGGAUCCCCGCUGACCUGCGCGUCGUCUCUGCUCACGGCUGCAAGGUUGACAACUCUUCUCUGACUGGUGAAUCAGAGCCCCAGACCAGGUCACCUGAAGGUACCCAUGACAACCCUCUGGAAACCCGUAACAUUGCCUUCUUCUCCACAAACUGUGUUGAAGGUACUGCUCGUGGUAUUGUGAUCUGCACCGGCGACCGCACCGUCAUGGGCCGUAUUGCCACGCUGGCCUCAGGCCUGGACACGGGCAAGACGCCCAUCGCCAAGGAGAUUGAGCACUUCAUCCACAUCAUCACGGGCGUGGCCGUCUUCCUGGGCCUCUCCUUCUUCAUUCUGGCCGUCUUCCUGGGCUACUCCUGGUUGGAGGCCGUCAUCUUCCUCAUUGGCAUCAUUGUGGCCAAUGUGCCCGAGGGCCUGCUGGCCACUGUCACCGUGUGUCUGACCCUGACUGCCAAGCGUAUGGCCCGUAAGAACUGCCUGGUGAAGAACCUGGAGGCCGUAGAGACACUGGGCUCCACCUCCACCAUCUGCUCCGACAAGACCGGCACCCUGACUCAGAACCGCAUGACGGUGGCCCACAUGUGGUUCGACAACCAGAUCCACGAGGCCGACACCACCGAGGACCAAUCUGGCGCCUCGUUCGACAAGAGCUCUGGGACAUGGGUGGCCUUGGCACGCGUGGCUGCCCUCUGCAAUCGCGCCUCGUUCAAGGCCGGCCAGGAUACUCAGCCCAUCUUGAAGCGCGAUGUGGCCGGCGACGCAUCCGAGUCUGCCCUGCUCAAGUGCAUCGAGCUGUCCUGUGGCUCCGUCAAGGCCAUGAGGGAGAAGAACAAGAAGGUGGCCGAGAUCCCAUUCAACUCCACCAACAAAUAUCAGCUGUCCGUGCACGAGACCGAGGAUGAGAACGAUAACCGCUACCUUCUGGUGAUGAAGGGCGCCCCUGAGAGGAUCCUGGACCGCAGCUCCACCAUCAUGCUGCAGGGCAAGGAGCAGCCCAUGGAUGAGGAAUUGAAGGAGGCCUUCCAGAACGCCUACCUGGAGCUCGGAGGACUGGGAGAGAGAGUGCUGGGCUUCUGCCACUUGCUGCUUCCUGAGGACCAGUUCCCCAAGGGCUUUGCCUUUGACACCGACGACGUGAACUUCCCCACGGAGAACCUCUGCUUUCUGGGCCUGAUGUCCAUGAUCGACCCGCCCCGCGCUGCCGUGCCAGACGCCGUGGGCAAGUGCCGCUCCGCCGGCAUCAAGGUCAUCAUGGUGACGGGCGACCACCCCAUCACAGCCAAGGCCAUCGCCAAGGGCGUGGGCAUCAUCUCCGAGGGCAACGAGACGGUGGAGGACAUCGCCGCCCGCCUCAACAUCCCAGUCAGCCAGGUCAACCCCAGGGAUGCCAAAGCAUGUGUGAUCCACGGCUCAGACCUGAAGGACCUGUCCCAGGAACAGAUGGACGAUGUGCUGAAGAACCACACAGAGAUCGUGUUCGCCAGGACUUCCCCUCAGCAGAAACUCAUCAUCGUGGAGGGCUGCCAGAGACAGGGUGCUAUCGUAGCUGUCACUGGUGAUGGUGUGAAUGACUCCCCCGCACUGAAGAAGGCUGACAUCGGCGUUGCCAUGGGGAUCUCCGGCUCAGACGUGUCCAAACAGGCUGCCGACAUGAUUCUGCUAGAUGACAACUUCGCCUCCAUCGUCACUGGAGUGGAGGAGGGCCGUCUGAUCUUUGAUAACCUGAAGAAGUCCAUCGCCUACACCCUGACCAGCAACAUCCCAGAGAUCACGCCCUUCCUCUUCUUCAUCAUCGUCAACAUCCCACUGCCCCUCGGCACCAUCACCAUCCUCUGCAUCGACCUGGGCACUGACAUGGUGCCAGCCAUCUCCUUGGCCUAUGAAAUAGCAGAGAGCGACAUCAUGAAGCGCCAGCCCAGGAACCCCCUCAGGGACAAGCUGGUGAACGAGAGGCUGAUCAGCAUCGCCUACGGACAGAUCGGUAUGAUUCAGGCCUUGGGAGGUUUCUUCGCUUACUUUGUGAUUAUGGCAGAAAAUGGCUUCCUCCCCUCUCUAUUGGUGGGCUACAGGCUUCCUUGGGAUGACCGCUAUAACAAUGACCUGGAAGACAGCUACGGACAGCAGUGGACGUAUGAGCAGAGGAAGAUUGUUGAGUUCACUUGCCACACCGCCUUCUUCGUCAGCAUCGUGGUGGUGCAGUGGGCUGACCUGAUCAUCUGCAAGACCCGCCGGAACUCCGUCUUCCAGCAGGGCAUGAAGAAUAAGAUCCUGAUCUUUGGCCUGUUUGAGGAGACAGCCCUGGCUGCGUUACUGUCCUACUGCCCCGGCAUGGACGUGGCCCUCAGGAUGUACCCACUGAAGCCUAGCUGGUGGUUCUGCGCAUUCCCUUACAGUUUCCUUAUCUUUGUUUACGACGAGAUCCGAAAACUCCUCUUGCGUCGGAACCCAGGAGGUUGGGUCGAAAGGGAGACAUACUAUUAAAUUAUCAUUCAUUUAUUACUCUUCACAUCCCCCCUGCCUCCUUUCUUUCCUCCUCCUUCUUAUGCAUCCAUUCCACCUUCUCUCGAUCUGUCUCUCUUGUCCUCCCCUCCCCUGUCCCUCUCAUCACUCCUUCAUGUAAGGGAACCCCACUUUAGAAAUCUUCCCCUUGGUCUUGCCCCCCCCCCCCCCCCCUUCCUCCAGAGAAAACCUGCCAAGAGAACGAGGGGACCAACGACGGAGGUGGAGGAACGCCGUGGGAGGGACGGGUCGCCGCCCGUACCCACCCUCCCUCCAUCCCUCCCGUCUUUUUUUAUUUUCUUUUUCUACCCAAAGACUUACAGCGUAAUCUGCCAGUACUGUUGUUACGUCUCCGAUACUGUUAUUCUUAUUACUGACAACUGUGGCUAUCGUACACUGCCUCUGUGCCCGGUCAAGCCGGUGUUACUUCUUACGCCCUUAUCCGCGGCAGCUUUGUCUAGACCCACUGCCCCCCGCACCCCCUCCCACCUGCCCCUUUCUGUCUUGGUGACGAUGCCCACCACACACAUUUCACCACACCCCUCCCAGCCUAUCCCACUCUCUCUAUCUCUCUCUUUUCAUCCCUUCUCUCUUUUUCCUCUCAGUCCUUCGUUCCACCCCCUUCCCUUGCUACUGUACACCCAUCCGAGAAACAGAGAGAUCAAACUGCUGACACCAUGAAAACCGUCGCACGCUCACACUCUCUUCACAAGUUGGAAAAAAUGACAACCCUCUUUCUCUCCUUCUGCAUCCCCCUCUUCUGCUACUCUUCCCUCUCCUUACCUCCUCCUCGUAUCCCUUGCUCUUUCUCUCUUGUCUGUUUUGUCGGCUGCCGUGUUGGUGUAUUUUAAUAGACGACUGAGUGUUUUUUUAAUACUGCCAUUGGGUGCUCUCUUCAGUUUUUUUUACAUGUUCCCUGGUAUUUUUCCGUCAGGAGUGAGCAUGAGAGCUGCCUGUUCUUUUCUCCCCUUCUUCGACCAUGACAAAGCACACCUGGCACCCCAUCUCACUCUUUUUCUCUCUCACUCUUUCUCUCCCUCUCCCCUCCCUCGCUCUCUCUCCUGCACUACCCCUUCUAGCCUGCUUCUUCUUCUCUCUCUCCGUCCGUCUGGCCCUGUCUGUCUGUCUGUUUGUGAACAACGUGCAAAAAACCCUCCCUCCCUCCCUCCUGCCUCUCCUGUCCCCCCACUUCCCCCUCCCCAACCCCUGUUGAAAAGAAAAAAAUUACAAUCUCUCUGUGUCCUAGGAAAAAGAGAUUUCUCUCCAAUUUCAUUAUUUAACGAAGCGAAGAUGUGGAAUAAGGUGUUGUACCUUACAUGCGAAACAGCAGCAGCAGCAAAAAAAAUGAAAUAAAAAGAAGGAUCUCUCUUUUUCA